UCAUUAUCCAUUUGAGAUUGGUUUAAAGUAGCAGAAGAACAAGCAAAGAGAGAAAAAAAAAAUGGAAGGCACUAUUGUGUUAUACCCUAUAAUGACCAUCGGCCACCUCGUAUCAAUGGUGGAACUAGGUAACCUCAUUCUCCGCCAAUACCAUCACCGCAUCUCCGUUACAAUCCUUAUCACGUCAGACCCAUUUGUCACCCCAGAAGUCACCGCCUUCCUCCGUCACAACUCCAAAACCACCCCUUCGAUUACCUUCCACCACCUCCCUUCCCUCUCCAUCGAACCAUCUCCCAAUCGAAGCCGCGCAGCUGUCCGCGGCGAACUUAUCCACUUAAACAACCCAAACGUCGUCCAUGCGCUUCAAACCAUCUCAGAAACCUCCACUAUUCGAGCCCUUGUCUUAGACUUCUUCUGCGCCCCUGCCUCCACCGUGGCAUCUGAUCUUGGUAUCCCUACAUACUACUAUAUCCCUGCAGGUGCUAUCUUUCUCUCCUUCUUGCUCUAUUUCCCCACCAUCCACAAUCAAACCACCAAGAGCUUCAAGCAACUCACCACGACCCAUCUGCAUUUCCCGGGCUUGCCGCCCAUCUGGGCCUCCCAUAUGCCCGAUCUGGUGCUAGACCGAGAUGACCAGGGCUACUAUUACACGUUAGAGAUCGGUUCCAGCCUACCCAAGUCGAAAGGAAUUAUAGUCAACACUUUUGAGUCCCUUGAGUCAAAAGUGAUCAAAGCCAUCACUGAUGGGCUCUGCAUACCAGACGUUCCAACUCCACCUGUUUACUGCAUCGGACCAUUGAUCGACAGCCCCAAUAGUCAUUCCGUGGAGGAUGAAAAUAUAAAUCAAUGCUUGUCAUGGCUGGAUGCGCAACCGAGUCGGAGCGUCGUGUUCUUGUGUUUUGGAAGCCGAGGUGUGUUCUCGAAGGCGCAGGUGAAAGAGAUCGCAGUUGGGUUGGAGAAGAGUGGGCAGAGGUUCUUGUGGGUUCUGCGGAAGCCUCUCUCAGAGGACAAUGACAAACACUUUUCUUUGGUAAGUAAAGAUCCGGAUUUGGAUGUUCUGUUGCCGGAAGGUUUCUUGGAAAGGACCCAUGACCGGGGCCUUGUGGUCAAGGAGUGGGCUCCGCAAGUGGAAGUGCUUAAUAAGGAAUCGGUCGGUGGGUUCGUGACUCACUGUGGGUGGAACUCGGUGUUGGAAGCAGUUUCUGCAGGGGUGCCUAUGGAGGCAUGGCCUCUCUAUGCUGAGCAGCACAUGAACAGGACAGUUUUGGUGGAGCAGAUGAAACUGGGGAUGCCGAUUGAGGAAUCCGAAGAUGGGAUAGUGAAUGCGGCAGAGGUUGAGAAACGAGUGAGAGCGUUGAUGGAAUCGGAAGAAGGGAGGGUUUUAAGAGAACGGAGUCGCAAGACGAAGGAAGAGGCUAUGGCUGCGUGGUCUGAGGGUGGUUCUUCUAUGAUUGCUUUCACCAAGCUGGCUGACUCAUGGAUCUAUUGAUAUCAACUCGGAUGACUCGGCUGUUUUGAACGGUGUUGAGAUUUUAGGAAGGGAAAAUUACUUGAUUAGUCACUUUGGUUUUCCUUUUCAAAAUUAUCCAAUUUAUGUUUCAAAUAACAAAAAUACGUUGUUUUAAAUUUUGGUUUACAAAAUUACCCAAAAUAGUGUUCAUCUCUCAACUGAAGAAUUUUUUGAUAGUUUUACCCCCUCCUCCCUUCACCCACCUGCUUCUGUCCCCUUCUUCUUUCUACCUUACAGAAGAAAUCAAACGGAAAGAAUAGAUACAUACCAAAGCUAGUAAUCGACACAAUUCUGGGGAAGGGAGAACCGAUGCCCUUCAAAAACCUUUCUUUUUGUAUUAUCGGAAAACAGAUCUACUUGUCAAACAUUCCCGUAAAGAAGAGUAAAGGAAGGAGAAAAGAUCGGAAGAAUUUCAUCAAACAAAAAUCCAGAAGGGAGAGUUGAGGUUGAGGAGCGCUCUCUCAUGAGUAUAUAAAAAACUUCUUUAUGUAGGAAAAAAAAGAGAGGAUGAAAGGACUUGGUGCUGCUCA
This is a messenger RNA of Macadamia integrifolia, 2040 nucleotides long. Its product is annotated as UDP-glycosyltransferase 88F3-like. Lineage: Eukaryota; Viridiplantae; Streptophyta; Magnoliopsida; Proteales; Proteaceae. The transcript has a single exon. Gene Ontology annotation, molecular function: UDP-glycosyltransferase activity. The coding region runs from base 62 to 1489 and encodes 475 amino acids. The record is from RefSeq and is a predicted model, not a curated record.